AUGGCGGACAGUAAUUUGCGAGAAGCCCAAGAACAUAUUAAAACUUGUGGGAAACAUAAAGUACGUAUUGAUAUCUUCUGUGAGGACUGUGAUGAAUUCAUUUGUACAAGAUGUGCCAAAACAGAUCACAUACAUCACAACUGGGACACAGUCUCCACAAUAGCAACUUUAAGGAGAAGAAAUCUGUUUGAAUAUUUGAGAACAAUUCGGGAAGUGGAUUUGUCAAAUAUUGAUGACAAGAUACAGGAGGCAUCAAAACAAAUUGAGAAAAACAAAAUUCAGUGUGAUAAAGAGAUUGAGAAACUACUGAAAUAUUUCGAUGAAAUAAAAACGAGUCUGGAAUAUCUAAGGAAUUCCCAUGAAGAAAAACUGAAAGAAAAUCUCAAGAUGAAGAAUACAAAGGCUUACCGUGUGAAGUUUGAGUUAGAAAUGAAGAGGAAAGAGUUAGCGAAAACUGUAAAUUAUAUAGAGGAGAACAAAAAUAAAAUGUUAGAUUAUGGCUUCAUUGAUAAUCAUAGAGAAUUGAAACGUCUUCUGUCUAACUUGGACGUUGACUCGAAGAACUGUGAGCAUUCAGUGAGAUACAAAAGAGGGGAGAUAACUAGUGACUUAUUGAAGUCAAUUACUGGACAUACUAUUGAUUUAGACGAACUCAGUGCCACUGAAACCGACUCCUUUCAGUAUGGAGAUGAUGUCAUAUUUCUUCUGGAGGCUUACAAUGAAGGGGAAUGUUACGUCUGUGAUGCUAAAUCGGACAGGAUAGCAGUACGUGUAAACAAAAAAGGGGAGAAAACUCAGACAUUCCCCAUCAAUCCUUAUGAUAUUUGUGUGUGUGAAAAUGGUGAUGUCUACUUUACGAACUAUGAGAACAACUCUAUCGCCCGUCUUUCUACAGCAAGGGGCUAUAUCCACUGA
This is a messenger RNA of Saccostrea cuccullata (small rock oyster), 915 nucleotides long. RefSeq names its product RING finger domain and kelch repeat-containing protein DDB_G0271372-like. The transcript has a single exon. The coding region runs from base 1 to 915 and encodes 304 amino acids. The record is from RefSeq and is a predicted model, not a curated record. Gene Ontology annotation, molecular function: zinc ion binding. NCBI's taxonomy places the organism in Eukaryota, Metazoa, Mollusca, Bivalvia, Ostreida, Ostreidae.